This is a messenger RNA of Acytostelium subglobosum LB1, 1302 nucleotides long. RefSeq lists its product as hypothetical. The record is from RefSeq and is a predicted model, not a curated record. The transcript has 2 exons. Gene Ontology annotation, molecular function: threonine-type endopeptidase activity. Lineage: Eukaryota; Evosea; Eumycetozoa; Acytosteliales; Acytosteliaceae. Gene Ontology annotation, biological process: protein maturation. The annotation marks the transcript as partial.
AUGGAUGCUGUUACAAUAUGUGAGAUGGCAAUCACGUCACUUGAAGACGACCCACUCACCAACGCUGGCAAAGGAUCAAGUCUCAACCAAGAUGGUCAAGUACAAUGUGACGCAAGCAUAAUGGAUGGGUCAUUCAUAUGUCAAUGUCAUAACAACUGCUUCAACAAUGAUGAUCGGACUCAAACAUAUACCCUGGCAACUCAAUCAUCAAGUUCAUCAAUGUUGUGUGGCGGUGGAUGUUGGGCUGGUGUUGGCGCAGUCAAUGGAGUGUGCAAUCCAAUCAAGGCAGCUGGAGCAAUGCUGAGGAAACAGAGAGAGAAGGGACAUUAUAAGUCAUUGGGUCGUAUUAGACCAUUGAUGUUGGUGGCCGAUGGAGCAAAGGAGUGGGCUUCCAAUCAUGGUGUGGACACAUAUGAUAAGGACUCGAUGAUGGGUGAUCCACUGAUCACUCAACAAUCCAACAUCACCUACAUGAAUCAUAACAGUCGAUUAGAGUUACAUCGACAUACCAAGCAUCAACAACAAUACACUGAUGAGCAGUACUACUACUAUGAUGACAAUGAACAACAAGUUGAUGAUCAAGAAUCUCAACAUGGCGUUGAGGACGAUGAAUCAUUGAUGUAUGACACUGUUGGAGCAAUUGUUGUGGAUUGGAAUGGACAUGUGGCGGCUGGUGUAUCGAGUGGAGGCAUAUCAUUGAAGCAUCCUGGAAGAGUUGGUGAGGCUGCCUUAUUUGGAAGUGGAUGUUGGGCUCAAGAUGAGUUGGUAAUCAAGCGUACCUCAUCAGGUGAUGGUACAUCAACAACAUUGUCCAUUCCAGCAGGAGUUGGAGAACAAAUAAUGAGAGGAUUGAUGGCUAAAGAGUGUUGUGCGAGGAUGGUUGACAAAGGAUAUGCAGACCUUGCCGUCAAGUCAUACUUUGAGGAUGAGUUCCUAUCACACAAGGAUUGCUUCUCAUAUCUCGGUGGACAUAUCUCAUCAUUAUCAUCAACAACAUCAAAGUCCCAACAACAACAUCAACAACAACAAAGAGUUGUUGGAGUUGGAGAUGAAGUUGAAGAAGCAGAAGAUGUUGAUGAUGAAGAGGAGGAGUAUAUGUCAAAUAAUGUAAUAUAUAGUGGAGAUGAGAGAUUGGCAGGAUUGAUAGCAGCAACAAAGAUUACUAAUGAGGAUGGUAGGAUGGUAGUGGAACUAGUAUGGUGCCAUUCAACUGAUAGUAUGGCACUUGGUUAUAUAUCAUCUGGCGAUCAAUUCAAAGAACAUUCAAUAAUUUCAAGACUGACCUCUACAUCAGCUACUCGA